Colletotrichum truncatum is the source of this 855-nucleotide messenger RNA. Its product is annotated as nad-binding protein. The record is from RefSeq and is a predicted model, not a curated record. NCBI's taxonomy places the organism in Eukaryota, Fungi, Ascomycota, Sordariomycetes, Glomerellales, Glomerellaceae. Gene Ontology annotation, molecular function: NADP binding; oxidoreductase activity, acting on the CH-OH group of donors, NAD or NADP as acceptor; NAD binding.
AUGCGUAUUGGAUUCCUGGGUCUCGGGGUCAUGGGCACCCCCAUGGCCCUGAACCUAGCCCGCAAAUUUCCCGUCACAGUCUGGAACCGAAGUGCGUCGAAAUAUCCAACUUUGACAGAAGCCGGCGCAAAAACUGGCGAGACUCCAGCAAAAGUCGUCGAGCAAUCCGACGUAAUUUUCACAAUGCUCUUUGACGGCCCUGCAUUAACAUCAAUAUUCAACGACGACUUCAGGGCGGCGCUCCGAGGAAAAACGCUCAUCAACACCGCGUCUGUACCAGUGGAUAUCAGCAAAUAUGUCGCAGACCAAGUGCAAAAAGUAGGAGGCGACUUCAUUGAAAUGCCGGUGAGCGGGAGCAAGAUCCCGGCGGAGCAGGGCCGACUUGUGGGUCUGAUGGCCGGUGAUCCCGACAUCGCGGAGCGGGUCCGGCCAUGUGUGGAGCCUCUCACUGCCGCCGCCAUUUACUGCGGUCCGAUCGGUUUCGGCCUCAAGACAAAGUACGCCACCAACUUGUUUUUGAACAACAUGACAGCCGCACUCGCGGAAUCUUUUAGUCUGGCAAAAGCGCAGGGUCUUGACCUUGAAGCUUUCGGGCAGGUGCUCGAUGCGGGGCCGAUGGCGUCGGCUUAUUCCAAAAUCAAGGUAGCCAAGAUUGUAAACGGGGACUGGGCACCGCAGGCAUCGAUUAAGGAUUGCUAUAAUAGCACUCAGCUAAUAGUAAAAGCUACAGAGGAUGCGAAUGUCCGAGCACCGUAUGCCGAACUGUGCCGCUCGGUGUACAAAGAAGCAGCGGAGACUGGCCUGGGCGAGGACGACAUGAUUGCUGUUUUCAAGGUUUUCCAAAAACAGAAAUGA